Suncus etruscus (white-toothed pygmy shrew) is the source of this 1700-nucleotide messenger RNA. RefSeq names its product ceramide synthase 5-like. Gene Ontology annotation, cellular component: membrane. Lineage: Eukaryota; Metazoa; Chordata; Mammalia; Eulipotyphla; Soricidae. The record is from RefSeq and is a predicted model, not a curated record. Gene Ontology annotation, biological process: ceramide biosynthetic process. Gene Ontology annotation, molecular function: sphingosine N-acyltransferase activity; DNA binding.
AUGGAAUCUCCUGUCCCCAGAGGCACCCCAAUGUGGUUGCCAUGUGAACAGCUUGGGAUUGCUGCAGUUCCUAAUUAUGUGUCUUCUGCAAUAUUUUGCAGUAUUGCUAAGUUGGACCUGCUGUGGUCUCCAAUGCAGUUCAGAAUAGUCACAAUUCCAACAAGCAAAGAUCAGUCUGUCAUUUUAUUCUACUUCAGAAUUGGGCCUAUGGGCUCCUCAUGGAAGGUACAGUGCUGCUACCCUGCAGAAUUGUUGAAUGAUUGGGAAAAGAUAGGAGGGUAUUUCCUGCUGCCAGAAGCAGAUCUGCAGCAGCUGCUGUUAACAAGGCAUCUAUUUGCCUGCCCAGGAACAGUGAGAGCUGUCCAUGGUGCUGAAAACCUGGCGCUGGCUUGGAGAGUGGCGGGAAUUGUGAGAGCAUUCCUGCCCCCAGAGCAGUGCCUGAAUAGUGCACGUUGGAACUUCAAGCUCCUUUAUGGAGAAGCACACAGAGCAAAACAAAUAUCCGUUGGCCAUGGCCGCGGCACGGGCAGGCUGGAGCGGUGGCCGGUGGCCGCGGGGUGUAAGUGGGGCUGGCUGUGGAGCGAGCGCUUCUGGCUCCCACGCAACGUGAGCUGGGCCGACCUGGCCUACCCGCAGGCCCGCCACAUCCUGGUGGUGUUCCAGCUGGCGGGCGUGUUCUCCGUGCGGCUGAUCUUCGAUUGGUUUAUUGCCAAACCUUGUGCACUCCAUGCUGGCAUCCAGGACAGUGGUCCAUAUUUGGUCCAGCCCAAUGCUAUCCUUGAGAAGGUGUUCAUAUCUGUUGCCAAGUAUCCUGAUGAGAAAAGGCUGGAGGGCCUGUCAAAGCAACUGGACUGGGAUGUUCGAAAAAUCCAGUGCUGGUUUCGUCACCGGAGGAAUCAGGAAAAGCCUCCAACGCUCACUAAAUUCUGUGAAAGCACGUGGAGACUCACUUUUUAUUUAUGUAUGUUUUGCUACGGAAUUAGAUUUCUCUGGUUGUCUUCUUGGUUAUGGAACACUCGACAGUGCUGGCAUAGCUAUCCAUAUCAGCCUCUCACAAGUGGACUUUAUUACUAUUAUAUCAUGGAAUUGGCCUUUUAUUGGUCUCUUAUGUUUUCUCAGUUUACAGACAUUAAGAGAAAGGAUUCUCUGAUCAUGUUUGUGCAUCACUUGGCCACCAUUGGGCUCAUCACCUUCUCCUACAUCAAUAACAUGGUUCCUGUGGGAACACUGGUCAUGUGUCUACAUGAUGUCUCCGACGUUUUGCUAGAAGCAGCCAAGCUGGCCAAUUAUGCCAAGUAUCAGCGACUUUGUGACACCCUUUUCAUCAUCUUCAGUGCUGUUUUUGUGGUCACUCGACUAGGAAUCUAUCCGUUUUGGAUUCUGAACACGACACUCUUUGAGAGUUGGGAGAUCAUUGGACCUUAUCCAUCUUGGUAGUUGUUCAAUGGCCUUCUCCUGAUUCUGCAGGUUCUGCAUGUCAUCUGGUCCUACCUGAUCACACGAAUUGCUUUCAAAGCUUUGCCUUGGGGAAAGGUACCCAAGGACAAUCGAAGUGAUGUAGAGAGCAGCUCAGAGGAAGAAGAUACAACCACCAACGCUGAAAACCCCUGUGGUAGCAGCUCCAGCAAUGGUGCCAAUUGGUUGAAUGGUCUUGUGAGAGGCGGCUACUGGGCUGAAGAGUGAAGAAAAUAGUCUGGGAA